AUGACGGUGUCUGCUGCGAUUUGCCUGGCUGCCCGAGUGCGACGGCGAAGGGAUGUCCUGUGUGUCUUCUCCCGGGUCUGUCUGGCGGUGCUGGCUGCUGGUUCGUCUGGACGGGCUGGCGAAGGCGAAAGAAGGGGCAAGGAUGCCGGCGAGGAGACGCAGGCCGGUGGAGCGAUCGACGAUGGACAGUCGAAGAGAGCGAAAGAGAAGAGAAUAAGUGAGGGUGAAGAUGAUGAAGAAGAGAAGAUGAAGAAGAAGAAGAGAAGAAGAGAAGUGGUGAAGAAGUUGAAGUCGAGAACUUUUGGCUCAGGAGUCGCUUUUGGUCUUUUGCUCUACCAGCCUUCUUCUCCUUCUCCUUCUCUUACUCUUCUCUUACUCUACUGUCCUCUCUCUCUCUUAACUACUACUGACUGUCCUUCCUCUCUCUCAGUCCUUCUACUCUUACUUACUCUCUCUAUUACUCUCUCUCUCUCUCUUACUAUCCACUGUCUGCUGUCUGCUCUUCUUCAACAGCGUCGUCUACCACAGUCUACUCUACAGUCUCUCAGUCUCUACCACUAUCUACUCUUCCACUGCUCUACAGUCUCGAUGAACCCCCCGGCGCCGUCAAGUCCUCGCUUCACGCUCGAGCUCGAGUUCGUCCUCUCGCUGGCCAACCCGCACUAUCUCUCGCACCUCGCCGUCGCCCACCCGCAGCUGCUCGGCAUCACCAGCUCCAAGGAGAAAGACAGCAACGCCUCCAGAGACAGAGACGCUACCAGCAGGGAGAAAGACGACAGCGAGGCCUUUGCCGCCUACCUGGCCUACCUCUACGACUACUGGCGGCGCCCCGAGUACGUCCAGUUCCUCUCGCACCCGGGGGCGACGCUGCGGGCGCUGCGGCUGCUGCAGGAGGAGGCCUUCAGGGUCGCCGUCAUCCGGCCGCAGGCGAGAAAAAGAACAACAUCACAACUCGCAAGACGACGGCGGACAGAGGACUUGGACAGAGGACAGACGACAGGAGAGAAGACAGGAGAUACGCAAGGAUACUCAGAGGAUAUACAGAGGAUAUACAGAAGACAGAAGAGAAGAGAAGAGAAGAGAGAGAUCUAUGGGUCGUCCCUAGCAGCGUCGUCCAGGCGGCCAGGCAGCAUCACCACCACCACGACUACGACUACGACUACACUACGACCACCAUCACUACAACCACUACGACCACUACAGAGAGAAGACAGGAAGAAGAGAAGAAGAGAGAUGCACUCCGUCCGCCAGGCAUGCCGGCCGAAACACCAGGUGCUCGUCCUCAAGUGCUAUCCGCGCUUCCAAAAGGGCGUCCAGGUCGUCCGCCCAAACUCCUCUGAGCUCAGCUACCUGCUGCACUACGCCAGCACCCGCCGCAGCAAGCUGCUCAAGGUCGGCGCCUUUCUCGAGAAGCGCGCCGCCAGAGACGUCUGGAGGCAGAAGCUGGGAAAUGUCCAGGUGACGAUGCAGCUGCUGGCGGCGCUGAUAGAGAAGCUGCCGCGAGACCUGCCUCUCUACGCCAGCUCCGUCCUCGCCAUCCUCGACACCGUCCUGCAGCACUCCAACGACAUCGCCAUGGUCGAGGAGACCAUCCCGACCUUCCAGGUCUUCUGCUCGCACCAGGACGCCACCGCCCUCUCCGCUGACAUCGACUACAUCAACCAGUACCGCGACGUCGUGCGCAAGUACGCCAGCUUCACCUCCAGGACUACAACCACUACCACAAAUACUACGACUACUUCUACAGCAACUGACCUGCGAUGGCGCAAUGUCGGGCUUCAAGCUAUCAGGGCCGUCGUCGGCUCAGAGGCCCUCGGCGCAGACUGGUCAAGGCAGCUCAACAUCGUCCUGCCCGUCAUCCUGCACACCCUCUACCAUUCCGGUGACCCGGGCCUGCUCCAGCUCCAGCAGCGAGCCGUCUGCUCUGAGAACUUGGAAAAAGAACACGCCCGGCGCCGGCGGAUGAGCAUUGCGACUGUCCAGACCGUCGACACCGUCGAGGCCGGCGAUCCGGAGUCUGCGUCGGGAACCGCCGCAGACGCUGACAAGGCCGCCGAAGUAGAGGCCCAGGUCCUCGCCUUCCGCUGUCUCGAGAAGGUCUUCACUCCCGGAAGCAACAGGCUGCAGAUACGCCUGGCCACCGCCCUCGUCCUCGAGUUUAUCGUCUCUCGCAACCCGCCCAGGCCCAAGAACGAUACCAGCUGGGCCACCGACUUGCUCGAAGUCAUCGUCAAUUGGGCCCCCGUCCAGGACCGCUUCGUCGUGCUCGUCACCUUGGUCGAGGCCCUCGCAGAACGGCCCCUGGUCGACGGCCAGCUCGAACCACAGCUCGGCCUCGUCUACAUGAUCGAAUGGCUGCUCAGCUCCUCCAUAAACCUCAUCGGCCUCAGCGUCAUGGACGUCCUCAUUGCCCUGCUGCGCUUCAUCGUCCUCCUCCUCCAUCUCGGCGAGGGCAGGGUCAAGGUCGUCCCCCCGCCCAGCAAGACCGCCUUUGCUCACCCCCUUGCCCUCGCUCAUACGGAUGAUGCCGCUCUCCCUGCCAGUACUACUGCUACUGCUGCUACUACUACUGGUUCUGCUGAAGAAGGAGGAACAGCUACAAACUCCCGGCCUUCCUCGGGGUCAAUGCGCCAGGAAUUGCUCGUGCUGCUGCAGUCGUCCGUAGCAAACCUCGCUAACCAUGUCUACUACACCGAUCAGGUGUCAGACAUGGUCAAGACAAUCGUCUCUCGCAUCAGACCUGCCUCGGCACCGGCAUCCUCAACCAACAACUCAGACCACGACGAGUCCGAAAGGGCCGCUGCAGACGAGUCGUCGUCCGUCGUAUCAGAUACCUACUUCUCUACUCCCAACGCUCGCAUCAUUGCCCUCAAGGCUGUCAAGGACACGCUCGACGUAGCCAACCGUCCGGGGGCUGGAAGCUCCUCCUCACGAGCUGGAGGAGGAGGAGGAGGAGGAACACAUGCCAGGCAUCCUGUCCCCGUCCACGCCUGGGAGGGCACUCAAUGGCUCCUCCGCGAUGCUGACAGAGACGUCAAAUAUGCCUACGUCGACGCUCUGCUCUGCUGGUUGAAGCUGGAGACCAACGACUCCGACCUCCGUGCCCCCGCUGAGCCACUCAAGGUCGGCAAGCGGAAAGACAGAGGAGCAGACCUCUCUGACAGCGCAGAGAAGCUGGUCAGAAAGGCCCUGCCCGCUUCAGGGCCCGACGACAAUAAUAAAGUUGCUGCAGCCGAAGUCUCACGGUUCCUGCAGCAUCUGCACUUCAACAUCUACGAGAUUGCUACUGACCCCGCCGUGUCCGAGGCUGAUAUUCUGCUCUCCCACCUCCUGCUGGUCAGCCUGGUAGACCGCUUGGGCGUCAAUGCAAUCAGGUACGGACUGCCAGUCAUCAUGAAGCUCCAGUCUUACUGUCUCGACCCGUCUACCCCUGCCUCCCCGCUAAAGGCCGGAAGUCUUGUCCACGGCUACCUCUCAGCCGUCGUCGAACGUUUCACCCUCGAAGGCACAAAGCUAGGCAGAGACAUCCUCAACGAGGUCGUCAGGCGCAAGAAGAACGGCCUCUGGCUCACCAAGGUCCAGCUGCCUCCUCUCCCUGCAGCCCGCAUCCUGGCCGAGCAGCCGCUCAACCCAAGUGAUACCAACACUGGUCCCGUCGUGCAGCCAAACAAAUCCGCUUAUACCCCUUUUACCUCCAUCGCCGAACUGGUCUCCCAGAUUGAAACCGCUUACAACCAGUCCUGUCUCUCCCCGGCUUCCAGCCCAGCAAGUUCUCCCGGUGCAGCCGUCCAGGGGCUCGCAGCUACUCUAUCCUUCCAGCCGCCAGCUCGUCACCUACCCACUACAACCUUGCUACCGUCAUAUAUCAAGGACCAAAUGCUCUCUUCCUGGUCAAGAGAAGCCUGUCUAGCCUCCAUCGAACAGGAACGUACCCGAUCAUCUUCCAUCACGGGGUCAAAGAGCGGUUCCGUGCCCGUCCGCAACCAUCUCAACGUCACCGCAACCGCCGGCAAGAACGGAACCGCCAGCUCCCCCACAGGCACAGACUCGUCCCAUGGCCAUGGACAGAAAUGGCACCGUCCCGUCUCUGCUUCCGCUGCCGCUGCUGUUGCUACCACAGCCACCGCCCCUGGCACCCGCGCCGAAAGCCGCAAGGACCGCCGCCAGAGUCUCACUGAGAUACCUCACCCUCGGUCCUCUACAACCGCCUCAUCAAGCAAGGACUCUACAGUCCGCGUCAACGAGCUCCGUCGUGUCCUCUCGGUCAUGAACACUUCCAACGUCCGCCAUCCAAGCCCCCUGCGUGGCCACCCACCUCUAUGCAGCGACGACGCCUCCAGUGCCGAGAGCAUGGUCACAGAUACCUUCUCCACCUCGGACGCAGGCUUCAGCAGUACCGGUCCAGCCGGCAACGCAGACGCAGUCCUCGAAAAAGUCCAACAAACCCACGCUCCCCAACUCGACAAAGACAAAGACAACAAAUCCACACCUCCCGUCCCACCACUGCCUCAUCACCCUCAAUCCCGUAAACAACCCUCAAGAUCCUCUUCGGCAUGCCAAUCCCGCUCCAACUCUCGUUCUCGCCCUCGCUCCAAAACCAGAACACCAUCUACUUCUCGCCGCGCCGCUUCACCACAGACAUCUACUACCCGCUCUCGCAAACACAGUCGGAGCGCAGCAGAAAACCCCGUCGACGCAUGGGAUCCAAGUCUAACCCAGAACCCCAUCCUGCUUCGAUCCGUCAGCCAGAGCCGAAGAGCGGAAGUCGACAAGUUACUCGGUGGCAUAGCUACUCCCACUCCUACCACCCCGGACGCAGACACUGUUGUCCCCAUGCCCCCGCACGACGGAGUAAAAGGUCUGCUUGCCCCCAGCAGAUCGAUUUCAGGCAGAAGGGGGAUCGGUCCGCCUCCUUACUAG
Trichophyton benhamiae CBS 112371 is the source of this 4920-nucleotide messenger RNA. RefSeq lists its product as uncharacterized. Lineage: Eukaryota; Fungi; Ascomycota; Eurotiomycetes; Onygenales; Arthrodermataceae. Bases 1 to 4920 code for a protein of 1639 amino acids. Gene Ontology annotation, cellular component: mediator complex; plasma membrane. Gene Ontology annotation, biological process: protein localization to plasma membrane; regulation of DNA-templated transcription. The record is from RefSeq and is a predicted model, not a curated record. The transcript is spliced from 5 exons. Gene Ontology annotation, molecular function: transcription coregulator activity.